AUGGUCGAGCCGGUCCUGCGCACCAUGGCCCUCAUCCUGGGCGCCCAGGUCGCCGCCCUCGCCGCCCUGGAGCGCGCGACGCCGCGCACGGGGCGCGGCAUCUGGCUCGCGCCGCGGACGAACGCGCCGAAGCGGGCCACCGAACUCUGGUUCCUGCGCUACGCCGCGGUCUGGAUCGGCGCGUUCGCCCUCAUCAUCGGCCUCGGGCUCUACGAGCGGUUCACGGCGUGGACGUACCUCGGGGUCUGCGGCGGCCUCGCGCUGCCGCUGGCGCUCCAGCCCUUCUUAUACCCGGGGCUGACGCGCGAGGCCGACCGGCCGCUCGCGCAGCGCUACGCGCUCAAGGCGAACGUCUGGCUCGCGAUCUUCGGCUGGGUGGGCAACUACUGGUACACGCACUACUUCUACAGCGUCCUGGGCGCGGCCUACACCAUGCCGGCGCACCGCGUCAACGGCGUGCCGUGGUGCAUGUUCUUCGCGACGCACUUCUACUUCUGCUUCUACCACGUCCUCUCGAACUGCGCGCUGCGGUUCAUCGCGACGGGCUACGCCCCGGGGCCGCGGCGCGCGGCCCUCCGGGCCGCGGCGGUGCUCGCGAUGGCCUACUUCACGGCCUUCGCCGAGACGCUGACCAUCUCGGGCUUCCCCUACUACACCUUCGCGGACCGGGGCCGGGCCUACACCGUCGGCUCGGCCUUCUACGGCCUCUACUUCGUCGUGUCGUUCCCCGCGUUCCUCCUGGUGGACGAGGCCCCCGCGGGCGCGGUGGGGGCGCAGACGCACUCCCUCGCGCGCGCGGCCGUCGAGGCGCUCGCCGCGGCCAUGGCCGUCCUCCAGCUCCUGGACUUCGUCCGGCUCGCGCUCGGCAUCCCGCUCGUGAUCCGGAGCGCGCCCGGCUAG
This is a messenger RNA of Pelagomonas calceolata, 900 nucleotides long. NCBI's taxonomy places the organism in Eukaryota, Pelagophyceae, Pelagomonadales, Pelagomonadaceae. The record is from the annotation of a GenBank genome assembly.